CGGCGCCGCGCGCGGCCUCGGCCUCGUGCAGCGCCGUCGCGCGCGCCUGCUCCAGGCGCGCGCGGCGCACCUCGUCCAAGGCCUGGGCCCGCUCGCCCUUGAUGGCCCGGUCGAGGUGCACCAAGAGCAGGCUCGACUCGGGCGCCGCGAGCUCGAAGGCGGCCGGGGCCGGAGUGGCGUACGGCGGGGCGGCCGGUAGCGGUGGGGCGGCCAUUUGUGUUUUGCAACUUAUGGGGCAGCCUCUGCAGCGUACCCUUUUGAGCGUUUCUCCGUGUACGCAGCUUCGCCGGCGCACGAGUUAGUCUAGCGUUCGUGACCGCUUAAGUACUCUCUCUGCAGCGCGCGCAACGCGUGUGCGGUGCACAACAGAUGCACAACCGGCGCUUGGUAAG
Molecule: messenger RNA, 392 nt
Organism: Pelagomonas calceolata
Lineage: Eukaryota; Pelagophyceae; Pelagomonadales; Pelagomonadaceae
Source: the annotation of a GenBank genome assembly